ACGUCAUUUAAAUCAACGAAGAAAUUCAUUUCGAACGAUUGAAGAUGAAUCCUUUUAAAUUUAUCUUUGAAAUCUGGUUUAUUAUUUCUUAUAAAUUACAAAUUUCAGAGUCAAAAUUGCCUAUGGCUGUUAAUAUCAGCUCAUACAGGUUUGUUCACUAUGAAAAUUCGGAGUAUCCUUAUUUAACGUUCAACGCUUUCCACAAAUCAUUAAACUUCAAAUUGCAGCCUGAUUUAUCUCCAUUAUUCUUGACUACUAAAGUAUUUAUUUAUGAAGACAAUAACAUUAAGAAGUUCUAUUUACAAAACUUCUUCUCAGACGGACACAUUCUUUUCAAGGGAUAUCUCGAAGGAACAGAUGAUACUAAAAUAACAGGAUAUUACUUAGGAGAAGUGUUUAUUGGAAGAAUCAUUAUUAACAAUACAGUUUACUCUGUAGAGCCAGGUUUUCCUUACGUUCCUCGAGCACAUACCAGACUUGGAAUUUUCUACAGCCUCGAUGAUGUCAAUGAGCUUAGCCAAACUGAAUUUGUAACGUGUGAAAGAUUAAGGACAGACUAUGAAAGAAGUUAUAAUCACAUCAUUUUCUCUGAUGACAACUACAAUAAAUUGAAAAGCACUACUUCUCAAAGAUCUAAUAAAAUAUGCACUUUAGAAAUAUUGAUUGAUCACACAUAUUUUCAAUACAUGGAAUCUGAUAAGCAAUCUGUGCUACUGGAAGUUCUACACCUUAUAAACAUCGCCAAUUCGAUAUUCAAAAAAUCAGACGUUGACGGAAGUAGAAAAUCGGACGUUAUAGAAUUCCUAAUCGACCAAAUAACGAUAUUCGAAAAGAGAAUUCAAAUAGCGUAUCCAUAUUCAUACCAGAGCAGCGACAGUCCAGGAUUUAUACAAAACUUAAAGCAAUACAAAAGUCCUUACUGUCUGUUGAUUUAUUUCACUCAUAAAGAUUUCGAGAAAGAAAACCUGUGCACCAAUAACAAACUCGGAAGAAUAUGCCCUGAUUUUGAUUCAAAAGAAAGAACACACAACGUCAUAUUUGUUACAAAUGUCGUUAAAGGAAGAGAAAUUCCACGAUACAGAAUGGCAUUGACGUUAUUACGUCAUCUGGGACACGCAUUCGGAUGCAAACACGAUCCUGUAAAUGCUUCUGUGUGCACAUCUUCACACUUUUAUAAGGAUGAUGGCAAAUAUAUUAUGGAACCUCAAUACACAAGCGGAGCACAUAAUAACAAUUGGAAAUUUUCAAUCUGUUGUCUGAAAUCAAUGAAGAAAUUUAUUAAACGCAGAGAUUCGUGUUUGAAAAUGGUGUCUAAAUCUUCGUGUGGAAACGGCAUCGUCGAAGAAGGUGAAAACUGCGACUGCAAUCCUGCAGAAAAAACGUGUAUAAAUACAAGUUUAUGCUGUCACAAUAAACAUCACCCUAUGAGAUGUACCCUUAAGACAGGAGCGUACUGCACAUUUGGAACAGAUGAAUGCUGUAAUUAUAAAUGUGCAAACGUUACUUCCAAUGAAUAUAGACCUUGUUUCAGUAACAAACCUUGUUGGAACGUUAGCAGUAUUUGUGACGGGUAUUCUCCAUUCUGUCCUGCACAAAUGCAACCCGAUAAUAUAUCGUGCCUAAAUAACAGAGGGAUUUGUAUAAAAGGAAAGUGCGAUACCGAUAUUUGUAAAAUAUAUGGUCUACAGUCUUGUCAAUGUUCUACUCGUCACACCGAGUGUUAUGUCUGUUGCAAAAAUAAAUCCAGUGAGUGUCUACCAGCAACAUUAUUCGAAAUCUUCACUCCGACUUCUGAACCUUACGUCAGGAAAAAGGAUACUCUUUGCGACAAUAAUUACGGAUUGUGUCUAAGUAACGGAACUUGCAAAAGAAAAGAUAUUUUCAAAAUACAUACAGUCUCAGAGUAUUUAUAUGUCUUACCUUUUCUUGGAAUUAUACUGAUUGCUAUUGGAUGUUUUGUAUCGCAUCAAGAAAAGCGACCAAGUAUUAUUGAUACCAGCAAAAUAUACAUGACUAGGAAAACCCUACACAGUAUAUAAAAUGCAGGAAUAUAGUCUAUUGUAACAUUAUGUAACAUUGAAUAUUAUGUGCUAUAACUAGAAGUUUAAUGCAUCGUUUAUAUUGAUUUGUCUGUUUAUAGCUUUGGAAUAGGUCACGGUACUAACUUGUAUAUUUAGGAUUGAAAAUUAUUAAAUCUUUGUCUUGUGAACACAUAGUUCAUCUCUUCACUGUUAUUGAUAAGUAUUUUUAUAUUACUAUAUUAAAUAAAUAUCAUA
Messenger RNA from Centruroides sculpturatus (bark scorpion), 2276 nucleotides. Its product is annotated as disintegrin and metalloproteinase domain-containing protein 10-like. Gene Ontology annotation, biological process: membrane protein ectodomain proteolysis; Notch signaling pathway. The record is from RefSeq and is a predicted model, not a curated record. Lineage: Eukaryota; Metazoa; Arthropoda; Arachnida; Scorpiones; Buthidae. The transcript has 4 exons. Gene Ontology annotation, cellular component: plasma membrane. The coding region runs from base 45 to 2039 and encodes 664 amino acids. Gene Ontology annotation, molecular function: metalloendopeptidase activity.